AUGGGAGAGCUUCAGGACUAUCAGUAUGCAAGUGAAUCAUUGAAUUGUUUUCCUACAUAUGAGGAUUACUUGGACUCGCGAUUAAGCGAGACUGAUCGCUUUUAUCUUGAAGAUGAAGAACUUGCUCGACAGCUAGUGGAGUUAGGCUAUCGUGGAAGUGGCGAGACAUUGCGUCGUGACGAUUUUGAGGCGAGGAAGAAAGCCGAGCGAGAGCGCAAUACACAUAAAGCAAGUGUUUUGAAGCCUCUCGCAAGUGCUGGAAAAGAUUUGUCUCAAUAUCCAUUCUUGGCAGCUUUAGCAAGUCGGGAAGAUCUCGUUCGAAAUGGAAAAUUAACCUGUAUCAUUUUUAUACGAGACAAGAAUGUGAAGGGUCAAGAGAUUAGCGGGUAUAUCGACUACGCAUUGCGUCUAAAGACUGAGCCAUUUGAAUUGUAUUUCGAACAAAAGAAAAAGUUGCUACCAAAAUCUUCAGAUUUGAGCUAUUACAAUUGGGAAACUCAGACGUCGACUUCAAACUCAACGCCAAACUUUCAAGUGAUUGCUGAUAGCGAAACGGGUCUCUUGUUUAAGAAUAAGCGCGACAGGAAAGUCGUGAAUGUUGAUCCAAAAGCAAAUCCAGGGGACAACUCAACACGCACAGAGAUCAAGACAAAAGAAUAUCUUCAAGUUGUACUUUACGAUCAUAUGACUCGUCGCAAGACUUAG
Molecule: messenger RNA, 705 nt
Organism: Plasmopara halstedii
Lineage: Eukaryota; Oomycota; Peronosporomycetes; Peronosporales; Peronosporaceae
Product: Protein of unknown function DUF4464
Exons: 3
Coding region: 1-705 (234 amino acids)
Source: RefSeq, a predicted model, not a curated record